Messenger RNA from Orbicella faveolata, 1142 nucleotides. RefSeq names its product trypsin-3-like. The record is from RefSeq and is a predicted model, not a curated record. Gene Ontology annotation, biological process: proteolysis. Lineage: Eukaryota; Metazoa; Cnidaria; Anthozoa; Scleractinia; Merulinidae. Gene Ontology annotation, molecular function: serine-type endopeptidase activity.
AUUUUUGCUCUUUAGUUAUAGAAAAGGCAAAUUUGUUUCACAAAAUUCAGCCACUUUGCAGAAACUCUGAUUCCAAGUCGACAUGAAGCUGUUCGUUGUUUUUGCGGCCUUGUUGGUGGGAGUACUGGUGAAUGAAAUCGACGGCGCCUGUCGCGAUAUUUCAAGUCGUUGCGGACGAUACGCAAACAAAUACAACUGUGACAACAACUCCUAUGUGAGAAAACGAUGCCAGAAGAGUUGCGGCUUGUGUGGAGGACCUCCACCAACAGAACGACCACGCCCACCUGUGAAUACAAAUCAACCUCCUCCCCCUCCUUCCUCAGGAAAAUGUGGAUCGCGACCUAACACUCGCAUCGUUGGUGGUACCCAGGCUUCUCCCGGUAGUUGGCCCUGGCAAGCCAUGCUUCGUACACCAAGUGGAUUCGGUUUCUGUGGUGGCACCUUAGUUGAUCCGCAAUGGGUUCUAACUGCGUCACAUUGUGUUUCUGGGAAAAGUCCAAGAAGUCUUAGAGUGCGAAUGGGAGCUCAUAGCAAAAGAGGAAAUGACAAAACUGCUCAAGAUUUUUCAGUCCAACGAAUUAUUAUGCACGAGAGUUACAAAAGACCAUACGGUCUAAGUAACGAUAUAGCUCUGUUGAAGCUCAGCAAGCCAGCUCAAAUCAAUAACUACGUGGGACUUGCAUGUCUGCCUGACGAUUCAACACCAAGCUUGCCUAUCGAUAAUAUGUCCAAGAAAUGCUGGAUUACAGGAUGGGGCACCCUCUCCUCCGGCGGCUCAUCACCCAGAGUCCUCAUGCAAGCAUCAGUACCACUGGUUUCCAAGCAACGCUGUCUGCGUGGAUAUCCAAGGCAGAUCCAUGACUCCAUGCUGUGCGCAGGAUAUGAUCAGGGGGGAGUAGACUCCUGUCAAGGCGACAGUGGGGGACCUCUAGUGUGUGAGUUCGGAGGCAAGUGGUAUCUUGAAGGAGCCACUAGCUGGGGUCAUGGUUGUGCGGCCCGCGGCAAGUACGGUGUCUACGCCAACAUAAGAUACCUGAGGUCAUGGGUGAGAGGCAAGAUGGGCAGAUAUUAAGCCUCGAGUCAUGAUCAUGUAAUGAACUUGAUUUUGAAAAGUAAUAAAAUAUGUUUUGAGCUUAGGGCCA